This is a messenger RNA of Phascolarctos cinereus (koala), 3608 nucleotides long. NCBI's taxonomy places the organism in Eukaryota, Metazoa, Chordata, Mammalia, Diprotodontia, Phascolarctidae. The record is from RefSeq and is a predicted model, not a curated record.
UUCCCAAGAGGGCUUGCAUGAGAACUACUGUCAGUGGAGGUGGUGUGCGAGUGGCCACUAAAAGCUAGAAGCCAGACUCAACCAAAUCUUUCUAUGCUCUUAUUCCAUGCAGAGCCCUGUAAUAUAAAAGUGGAACUGAAAGUGAUUCAACUAACAAAACUCGUAAACCGUACAGAGCCCUGUGAUAUAAAAGCAAAACCAACAGACCACAAAUGUUUCCUCCACAGAGCCUGAACUCUUCUCUUCUACUUCUGUUAAAAGAUGAAUUUAAACCAGGUGCUCAUUAAGGUUCUGACAGCUCUAAAUAUCCUAUGUCGCAACAUCCCAGAAGAUUACAGGGAAGGAAAGAUGGGAAGUAAUAAAAAGAGACUGGAGUGACUUUGCUUCUAUUUUCGGUUCAAAUUCUAUCAGAGUGAGAGAAAGCUGGAAAUCCCUGCAAACUCUGCUUCCUGCAAAAUGGAAGGAAAGAGGAUUCCUUGACAUUCAGAGAAUGUCCUGACCCAGGCAGGGAACUGAAGUCUUGAACUAAGGAAAUGGGUAAAGAAGUUGACAUAUGAGUUAUCUGGGAGAAUAUGGCAAGUGAAUCCAUGGGCACAGAUUUUUGUUUUCCAUGUCCUGUUGGCCAGUGAAAACCAGAGAGCUCUAGAACAUCCCUCCUGUCAGAGAGGAUGUCAUAGUCUUCAAUACAACUUUUUUGCCAUGGUCAGUUCUGAUGGAGAACUCCUUUCAUAUUCAGCCCAUGGCUACCUAGAUGGUGAAUUGUUCCUUCAUUAUGACAGUGAGAGCCAGAGGCCAGAGCCUCGGGGCACCUGGUUGGGUAAUCUUGUGGAAACAGACGCUUGGAAGAAAGAGAACAGUAAUCUGAAGGUGAUUGGACAGGAGUUCAAAAUAACUGUGACAAAAAUCACGGACCAGAGCAACCUAACCACUGGUUCUCACACCUUCCAGGAAACACUGGGCUGUGAACUCCAUGAAGAUGGCGACUGUAGAGGAUUUUGGAAGUAUGGUUAUGAUGGAGAGGACUUUCUCAUCUUCCAACCUGAGACGCUCACCUGGGAAGCAGUCCAUCCUGCUGCUGGCAGUCUAAAGAAUGCUUUUGAGGCAGAACAAGUAGAAACAAAGAUCAAGAAAGCAAAAGUGGAAGGAGACUAUUGUGAUCAACUUUUGAAUUACCUGAAAUUUUGGCAGGAGAAAAAAGCAGUAUUCCCUUUGCUGAAUGUGACUCAACAGGAGAACCGAGAGGGAAAGGUCACUCUGAGGUGUUGUGCUUACAACUUUUUCCCUCGAGACAUUAAGGUGACCUGGAUGCAGGAUGGGCACGCACUGAAUCACAGGGACCAGGGAGGAGGAGUCAUCCAGCCUAGUGGGGAUGGCACCUACCAGACCUGGGUGUCUAUAGAUGUCCACCCUGAAGAGUCAAAUUACACUUGCCAUGUGGAACAUCAGGGAAGGAACCAAACCAUCUCUGUACCCUUGGGUCCUGUUCCAGAGGCAAAGAGGAGAUACUGGGUCCUUGCUGCUCUGCCUUUGCUGGUGGUGUUACUGUUGCCUUUGGGCUAUUGCUUUGUGGUGUCAGGUGCAGAGGGAGAAGGCACCAGCAGGAUGGCCUCCCUGUAUGAGCUAUGAUUCAGUGACUCCCAAGGCCUGCUCCUGGUUUGUGGGGCCAGGGCUGUGCUCCACUCUCACUCAGACUCAUGUACUACAUACUCUAUUUCAUUCAUAAUUACUACAUAUUUUAUGCCAAAAUUUUUUUUUUUUUACAAAAUGUGAGGUAUGACAAUGAAGUGAAUCUUUUUAAAAGAUUUUGCUGCUAUUAUUUAAAAAUCAUUUGUUACUGAACUGUCUUUGGUGCAAGAUUAGGAUGCAUGGAAUGCUCAUGAGUAUAUGUUAUAACUGAAUAGUCCAAAUCGGCUCAUAUCAUUUCUUCAUGACCACUUAGUGAGCAUUUUUCCUCUCUGAAAAAUAAUGUUAACACAUUAGUUGUUAUUGAUAUGUGCCUUAUAGUUGAAAUAUUAUGCUUGACAAAAUUUACUGUGUUGUUGGGAAGUACAGACUUACAAAAUUUAAUCUGUGUUGGAAGAUUCUGUGCUGCUAUCAUUGGUAUUGCUAUCUGACACACAGUCCUCAGCACCACUCAUAUCAGAUGUAUUUACUUUGCUGUCACUGUACCACAGUGGCUCAUCUUCAGAUCCAUCUAGUGCAUUUGAAAUGCCAUCUUUUUUUGAAGCUUUUGAAGACUGUUUCGUGUGGUUUAAGGUUCCAACUCUUAAUUACUGGUAAUGAGUGUGGGCUGAGAAUUCUAGGCUUGGGGCUCACAAUGGCGAUAGAUAAAUGCAUACCCAUAUGCUGCUGAUGCAUACAUUGUUUCUCUGUUUACCUUGUAUGCUGUAUGAGGAAUAGAAUCACACCAUGUGACAAUUAUGCGAUAAAAGGUUAUAAACCUGUUUUUGGACUGAAAAACAUGCUAGGCCUAUUACGUGACUUUUAUUCAGCACCUCUCAAUUGCACCUGAGGCUGUUACUACCAGCUAUGGUAUCAAUACUGACAGAGCCACCUGAUGAUGGGUUCUGGGAGGAGGUGAUGGUACAGGGAAGCUGCUAACAGGCCUAUUCAGGAAGUGACUGGAAGCCUCUCCUAUGUCUCCGAAACAAAUCCAGUAGCAUUUAUUAAGUAACUGCUACGUGUCAGGAAUUGUGGAUGCAACCAUGAAAAGGAAACAGUCCUCAAUCCUCAAGGAAUUUACAUGGGGAGGGGGUUGGGGAGAACCUAACUUCUUCCACAGCUUAAAAAAUACAAAGUAAAUACAAAGUAAUUUCAUAGCAGAGGAAGAAAGUUAAUAACUGAGGGAUCCAGCAAAGGCUUCUGUUUGUUAGGAAAGGUACCUGAUGUGAGCUCUGAAGGGAGCAAGGGGAACCGGUUCCAAAGGAUUGGGGUGGGUUUGGUUCAUUAAUGGAAUCACAGGAAAUUCUUGGAAUCUAUGAAAAUUUGACUUAGGCUGGUUUUGUGUGCCUUUAGUGUUUGACAUGUACUGCACCUUCCCUGCUGCUGUUGGGCAAUACUGCCCCUAAACAUAAAGCUGGAUGUGGCUAAUUGCUACUGGGACAUGUUUUAAAAAAAAGAAAUGUGAUUUUGGUAACUUUUCCUUUUAAGUCACCUUGAAUAUCUCAUCACAGAAUCAUCUUUAAUAAUAUAUUUUUUAAAAGAGCAAGAAGAGAAGAAUUUUAGCAAGAUGUUUUCAAAAGUCUUCAUCUGUUCCUUAAAGAAGACCCACCCUGCCCUUCCACUGCCAAAGAAGGAAGAGGAGACCUUAGCCCUUGGAGCAGGCACAACAUGGGGUCAUCCUCUAAAGCUCUGGUCUCAUAAAGUCAAUCAAUAAUCAAUCCAUUAAACACUUAUUAAGUUCCCACUAAGUGCCAGGUACAUAGAAACAUAUUAAGUGUUCCCAAACAGCAGUGGAGGGGUAUUUAAGGGCCCACUUUUCCAACAGAUAAGCCUCAGUAGUAGCAAGUCAGUCUUCUUUAUAGAAAAGUAAUAAAUACCCUUUGACUCAGCAAUAGCACGUCUAGGGCUAUAUCCCAAAGAGAUCAUAAAAAUGGGAAAAAGAUCCA